UCUAUCUCAAAAAUAAAUAAACGUUAAAUAAAAAAAAAAAAGUCCUAUGCAUUAGGGUCUAGGAAAGUAUUGUCAGAGCACGUGAGAAGUCGUGCCCCUUGCUGACAGUUAGAGUUUGUGGGGUAGCGGAAUGAGAGGUCUGGGUGCUUCUGGAGGCUGUGGUCCUAGAUGACUACUGGAGACGGCGUGUUUUUGCCCUCCCCACCCCCACAUCCAUAUGUCGCGAGCGAACCCCCAGUGUGAUGAUAUUUGGAGGUGGGACCUUUGGGAGGUGAUCAGGUCAUGAUGGUGGAGCCCCCAUGAACGGGAUGAGUGCCAUCGUAAAAGAGCCCCAGACGGGUCCCUUGUCCCUUCUACCGCGUGAGCUCACAGCAGAAAGACGGCUGGCUGUGUGUGAGCCGGAAAGCGGGUCGUCGUCAGACAUGGAUUCUGCUGGUGCCUCGAUCUGAGACUUCCCAGACUCCAGAUCCGUGAGAAAUAAAUAUUUCCUGUUUAGGCCACCCCGGUUUUGACGUUCCGUUGUGGCAGCCUGAACGGACUGAGACAAUGGCUUCCGUGUGGACACCGGUAAUGAGUGGCCCCUGUCCGGUGGGUCAGUUCUCAUUCAGAGAAUGUGCUUCGUAGACAGUGUCAAAUAUAAGAAGGGACAUGAACAAAUUAAAGUGUAUGCAGAGAACGGAGAUCUGCUGUCCUGUGUCAUGUCCUGUGAGCAAUAAGGGAGCAGAGAAGAUGCCAGGGAGGCCUGUGUGUGUCGGGUAGGUGGGUGCGAAUCACCGUCAUUAAAUAUUUGCGGGAGCGUCGCGCGGAAGAAGGAUUCAUUUUGGCCCAUGUGGCCUUGGGGGCAGUGGACAGAAGUUGCAUUGAGGCAGUCUUCCGCUUGCCGCUGGUGCUGCUUAAAACUGCACCAGGCUAUUUAGAAAGAGCCAGACUCCCCGGACGAGAGGCGGGCACGGCAGGGGCAUCGUCGAGGAGCUUCCUUCUCUAGGUGGGGGAUCCCACCAGAUAAUCUGCAACGUCUCUUCCAGUUGGGGGUUUCUGUAAAUCUCUUGACGCUUCUGUCAUUUUGCCAUCCUUCCCUGGCUUCUGACAGAGGCCAGGCUGUGUGAAGACCUCAGAAGCUGAGAGGGUGGCUGACUGACACCCAGCCUUUGUCUUCAUUAUUUCAGUGUGUGGGAUCCAUUUGCCAAGAAAAAAAAUGGGGAAAGUAUUUUUAGCCAAGGCAUUUGCUUUCAUGGGACCCAAUUUCCUAGAAAAACUCUGUUCCUCCCCUUUUAUGCUAAACCUUAUCAUUCCGCAGGAUUUUUACUCCUUGCGGUGCUAUUUAGAUUAUUUACUUUUUUCAUCUCUUAAGCCAGUUUGAUUCCAGAAGGAUUAAAACCCAGGUGUUAAAUUUCACCCUGGAGAGACAGCAUCCUAUUGACUGCUACUGACAAUACCCCCCUCCCGAGUGGGCAGCUGACUUCGGAGUGGGGUUCUCAGCCUUGCCUGAGAUCUGGAUUCACUUGGGAAGGUUCGAAACAAUCCUCAUACCCAGGCCAUGUGCAGACUGGUUGGAUCAGAAGCCCUGGGUGGGGCCAGGUGCCAAAGGUUUUUAAAGCUCCCAGGUGGUCCCAUGUGCAGUCGAGUCUGAGAACCAUGAUUUAAGAUACAUUCUGGACUCCCCCCUGGAUGACCUCUUGGCCUCUGUUCCGUUUUGGACCUUAAAGGGAUUGAGAAAAGCAGCUUGCUGGUCCCACGCCUGCCAUCUGUGUACUUUGGGGAAGUUCGGAGCCUCUCGAUGGAGCCCCCUAAGAAGGUCAGUUCUAUGUGUGUUGUGUCCUUGACCUGGUUCCUGGAAAGGAGCUCACUCGGGUGCUGUUAGCUAUGAUGAUGACAGUGUUGAUGGUGUUGGUGACGUUGGUGAUGGUGAUGACGACAGUGUUCAUCAUGGUAUUCAUGGUGAUGACGGUGCUGAUGAUGGCGGCAAUGACCACUGUGGUGUUGAUGCCGGUGAUGAUGAUGAUGACCGUGUUGAUGACAGUGACAAUGCUGGUGACGGUGUUCAGGAUGACAGUGCUGCUGCUGGUGACAGUGUGGAUUGAUGAUGGCAGUGAUGACAAUGAGGUUGAUGUUGGUGAUGGUGAUGAUGACAGUGAUGAUGACAGUGUUCACGAUGAUGACAAUGACAUUGAUGACGAUGACAGUGACAAUGCUGGUGACGGUGUUCAGGAUGGCAGUGCUGCUGCUGGUGACAGUGUUGACGAUGGCGAUGAUGAUGGCGAUGAUGAUGUUGGUGAUGAUGAGGACAGGGAUGGUGAUGACAGUGACGAUGACAAUGAUGUUGAUAAUGGCAGUGAUGGUGACGAUGAGGAUGAGGGUGACAGUGUUGAUGGCAUGAUGAUGAUGAUGGUGACACCCCUGAUAAACACCAGUUGGGCAUUUUCCCGUGUAGCUGUGUCCUCUGUGCCAGGUGUUUUGCACAUGAACUUCAUGUAUUCCUCUAAGUACUCAUAGGUGGUGGUUACUAUUAAUACCUCACCGUUUCCACAUUACCAGUUCCAUGGAGAAUGAUGACAUUUGUGGAGCACACUGGAGUAAAAGUGUGACAACUGCAGGGGCCGGGGGUGAUAAGCCUGGUCCCUGUUCCAGGAGCUAUGAGCACAGAGGGGAUCAAUAUCUCGGGCAACCCCCAGAAUCCCACCUUAGGGCUGGGAAGCUCCGCCUUUUCCGCAUCAGGAUGGUGGCGGAGAAGAGUGCGAGGAUUAAUUGUUCUGUUGGUGUCUUCUGUACAUGUCACUUCUCAUUGGCAGGUGUUCACAAGGCAUGUUUUUAAUUCCUAAGGAAUGUUCUAGGCUAAAUGGUGUUCCCCCAAGUUCGUACAUUGAAGUCCUAACCCCCCAGCACCUCAGAAUAUAACCAUGUUUGGAGAGAAAGCAUUUAAGGAGAUAAUUGAGUUAAAACGAGGCCUUCAGGGUGGGCAUUAAUCUCAUAUGACUAGUGUCCUUAUGAGAAGAGGAAAUUAGGACACGGACAUGGAGAGAGGGAAGACCAUGUGAGGACACGGUGAGAAGGGAGCCAUCUACCAGCCAAGGAGAGGGACUUCAGAGGAAACCAAUGCUGCCCACAUCUUGUUCUCAGACCUCCAGCCUCCAGACACCGUGAGAACACAUAUUUCCAUUGUUUGAGCCAGCCAGUCUGUUACCUUGUUCGGGUAGCCCACGUCAGCACAUCAGGGACAGAGUCCUCUUUGCCAUUUUCUGGAACCUGCCUUUAGACAUUCCUUGGGUUUCUCCUGCCUCUAAAAGGGUGGUUCUCAAAUUUUGGCAGACUUCAG
Molecule: messenger RNA, 3313 nt
Organism: Herpailurus yagouaroundi (jaguarundi)
Lineage: Eukaryota; Metazoa; Chordata; Mammalia; Carnivora; Felidae
Product: acidic leucine-rich nuclear phosphoprotein 32 family member B-like
Exons: 2
Coding region: 1864-2493 (209 amino acids)
Source: RefSeq, a predicted model, not a curated record